AUGGAGAGACAGGGCCAGACGACAAGCACCACAUGGACUGGUGUCAACCGUCUUGCCUGGCACCCAUUCAACGGCCAGAUUCUCGGCAUAUAUCGAGACGGUCAGAUAUUCAAGUGGGGCCCCAUGGACGACAGCCACGAAGGAGUUAUGCAAGAGAUGGAUGCCACGCCUUCCGAGAUCACCAUCAGCGGGGUCGGGUCCAUAUUUGCCACCUCGGACGUAAAGGGAGCCGUGAAAAUGUACAACUUCUCUCAAAUGGUCCUGAUCUAUAAGUUCACGUCGGACGACAUCAUCACGUCCAUCGCUUUCAGCUCCGAUAUUCAAAGGUUCUUCGACCUGCGGGGCAGAUAUUGCAACGUUUGGGAGCCGAACUGCCUCAUUCGACUGAGUGACUCGGGCCUAGACAUGUCCGAAGCAGACAGCCGGAGUGUCACGAGUUCGGAGUGGGAGAGAAAAGGCAGCAUCAUGUCCGACCGGGACGACAUCCUCAGCACCUCCAUAUCGUUUUCCACAUCCGAAGCUCACGCAGAUUCAUGUCCCGCCAUCAUUCUCGUCGAGACUUGUGUGAGAAACCAACAGCUCGUCGCAUAUGCUAAAGACUAUGCCACUAUCGAGGUGUACGACAUGAUGCACGAGGAGAGGCAUGUAAUAGUUCGGUCUUCCUUCGGUAUGGGUGUUGGGCAAUUAGUUCUGUCCCGCGAUGGCGACUUCAUCGCUUACUCCUUAGUUAAUGGACGCAUCGCCAUCAAGAGUCUUGAUCUUAGGUCGAGUUCAGGGAAAAUAGUCACCAAAGUGGCGCUCGCUGAAAAGAAGUCGAUUGGCCGCGAAGUUAUUAGGCAGAUCUUGCUUGAAGAUAAGUCUGAACGCAUCUUUAUCAGCGGCUCUGCAAAGAUUCAGGUACUAGAUGUUGCCAGCGGCAGCGUUCUUGCAGAAAGGACAGUAUAUCCACAUCCAAAACAACAGCAUGGGGCAUGGGAAAUCCACCCAUCCGACGCAAAUAUACUGCUCCAAUUUACGGCAGACCAAGUAGCGACCUUUUCCUGGGCUAUUCUCGAGUCCGCUUGUACUCUACCCAUCUACCGAUCUCAACGCUCCCCUGACGAUGGCCCUGCGCCACUCAUCGCGGUGGAAACGCUGUUACCUUCUUACUAUCCGCAGACGCAACUUGUCACUACGUCCUCCGAGGAAUCAAAUAUGAGAGCGCUCGCCUUCCUGGUGCUUGAUAUGUCGGCCUUGCUUGACCAGCAAGAAGAAGGCACCAACCCAAAGGGCUCCAUAAGCGCCGUCGCCAUCCUGCCUCAAACGGCUACCCAUAUCAAACAGUCCGUGGGACUGCUUCCCGACGGUCGACUCGUAUUUCUUGACGAGAACCUCUGGGUAUGCACCACACAGCUACGCUCUGCAUCUGGGUCUCUAGGGGGCACAGACAACAACAACCUUAUGAGACAUUUCUUCGUGCCCCAUGACUGGCUCAACAGUGCCGGGAUGAUGCUGUGCAGAGUGCAGUCAGAUGGAACCUUUCUUUACCCUAGCAAAGGGGAGAUGGCCAUCAUAAAGAGUGACAUCGGGACAGCGUGGCGAAAAUAA
This is a messenger RNA of Pseudomassariella vexata, 1587 nucleotides long. RefSeq lists its product as uncharacterized. Gene Ontology annotation, molecular function: protein binding. The record is from RefSeq and is a predicted model, not a curated record. NCBI's taxonomy places the organism in Eukaryota, Fungi, Ascomycota, Sordariomycetes, Amphisphaeriales, Pseudomassariaceae. Bases 1 to 1587 code for a protein of 528 amino acids. The transcript has a single exon.